Lachancea lanzarotensis is the source of this 2016-nucleotide messenger RNA. It is a transcript of the gene PTR3, whose product is annotated as LALA0S13e01354g1_1. The transcript has a single exon. NCBI's taxonomy places the organism in Eukaryota, Fungi, Ascomycota, Saccharomycetes, Saccharomycetales, Saccharomycetaceae. The coding region runs from base 1 to 2016 and encodes 671 amino acids. Gene Ontology annotation, molecular function: protein binding. The record is from RefSeq and is a predicted model, not a curated record.
AUGAAAACCCACCAAAUUCUGCAACAGCUAGAGCAGAAUCUCUUUUUACCGUCCAGGCUUUUAUCAUGCGAAAAAUCCCACGACCAGUCACGAUAUAAGUGUAUGUUAACGUAUGGAAUCAUCGCAGACUCAUCGGUGCUCAGUUGUGGUUGUAUUCUCUCAGAGAAGCUAUUUCACGAGAUCGAACAACUUGUAAAGAUUGAUGAGAUUUUUUGUCCGGUGUGUCAUCGCUGUCCCGUCGAAAUGAUCGGACCAGUGAAGCCGCUACGAACACUAUAUGAACAAAUGCACUUUUUCAGCACCGAUGACGAGGAAGAUAAACAGAAACAAUCGGAUACAUCCACCAGGAAUUUGAGCCAAGUAUCAACUUCUAAAUCUCAGCAGUCACCAAGCACAGUGCUACACGAUGAAUUCCACGAUAAAGACCAACGGCAGACCCCCAAACAAUCAUUGAUUUCACUCUUCCAUUCAGUAGCAUCGAGUCUUGAUGACCAUAGUGAAGAGGAAGUUAUAGAGGUGCAUUCGCUGGACAAUGCUUCCAAUACUAAAACUGUCCCGAUCCAGGAUACAGGAUCGUUUCCAGUGUCGCUGGCGACCACGGAAUCCCCUUCGUCCGUACAGCUCUCUGACUUAGACGAGGAAAAAGAGUUUUAUUUCGCCAAGUGUUUUCCCAUGUACCGAAAGAGGUCUCAGUUCAAUACCCAUCAUAAAUUCCUGAGAACCAAAAGCCGACAGUUUGUCAACACAGCCAUUAGCCCUGACUGCACCAAAUUUGCUCUUAUCACUGAACACAAAUGGGAAGUUUACGAGAUACCGCACCCACCCAAAAAAGAUAGAAAGCAGUCGAAAAUUGAUCGGGACCAAAUAUCAAAAGUGAGUCGCAGUGCACAGUUAAAAAAGGGCCGUUCGAAUCAAUCCGAAAGUGUUUCAUUACUUUUCUGCGGCAAAAACUCAGGUGAAUAUGGUGACACUUUUGAAUCUUUGAAAUGGCCCUCAGACCUGGGCACUCUUUACACUCCAAAACAGCUACAAAGAAUGGGCGUAUCUCCCAUAAAUCCACCAGUGGACAGCUGGGAGCAUUUGUACUGUCAAAUGUCUGACGACCUUCUAGUCAUUUCUGGAACCAAGGGGAGGUUCCGCGUGUUCGACUUGAACCGCGGGGGCAGACCUCUUUAUACAUAUGGUUCCACGUUCCCCAUAAGAUGCAUUGAUUUGGAUACGAAAAGCUCACUUAUUGCAUGUGGCAUAACAGGUAACGACAGAACCACAGGUGCAGAACAAGCCUUAAUUUUGUUUCAUCAGAUAAUCAAGGAACCCUUGGCAUCGACGAAGGAGCACAAUCUUGACACAUUCUACAAGUUUUUGUCACCCAUAACCACCACACUUCCUUACCGAGAUCCCGUCAACAAUUUACAAUUCUCACCAGACAGUAAUUACAUUUCCUGCUCCACAGCACUUGAAUCACGAUUCUUAGUCAUAUCUCUGCGAAAAAUCCAUGAGCCACGCUUGGUGAUGAAGUCUUUACGUUCUAUCGAUACCUCUCUUGAGUCGGAAGGAAUAACAGAUACGAAGAUGUUUCCUGGUAACUCGAACCUUAUGUGCGUAACAUCGGUUGCUUUUAAUGCUCCUCCUAUAGUGAUAAACACGCGCCUACAAACCAUUAAUGUUGCACAAAGCGUUGCACAACCAACCAUGCUACUUCGAAUUGACGAAUUGGGUUCAAAAAUUCACAGAUGUGAAAUUUCUCCAAGAAAUGACUCAAUCGCUUUUCUUGAUCGCAACGGUAAAGUCUCUAUCAUGUAUGCCCCGACCCUUUUCGAUAACGAAAAAAGGCGUGUCGUUUUAGUAGACGUUGUGGCAAAUGCAUCGCGCGUUAGAGAGGCCGCCUCCCUUAGAUUCAGCGCAGAUGGCCACAAACUGUUCAUUCUUGAUCGAAAGGGUUCGCUUUAUGUUGAAGAUUUCGCAAGCGGAUUGCCUCAAGACCAGGACGUCACAAAAUGCAAACAGAUCAACUGA